AUGUCUCAUCUCACAAGUAAAGCCUCUCCCAUCGUCAUUGUUGGCGCAGGCGUCUUUGGGAUUAGCACUGCCAUGCAUCUCGCCGAGAAUGGCUAUAGCAACGUGAAGAUCCUAGAUAAGCAGGCGUACAAUGACAGUCAAUACAGCUACGACAAAGGCUGUGAUGCUGCCUCAGCAGAUAUCAACAAGAUCAUUAGGGCUGCAUAUGGUUCGCAAACCCAUCAUCAAGAGCUUGCUCUAGAUGCAAUCACGCAUUGGAAGAGAUGGAAUCAAGAAAUCCAAACGGGCGAAAAUUUGCCUCCGGGUUUUACGACCAGUGAUACCUUAUUUGUGAAUAACGGAAACCUCAGCAUGACCUCGAGCCCUGAACUAUCACAGUUCGAGAAGGAUACCAUUCAAAACAUGACCAAAGUAGGAAGGGCAAACACGCAGAUUGUGCUUACUGACCUUGAUGAUGUGGACCGUGCAAAGGCGAGCGGUUUCGACUUUGCCGUCAACCCAUUUCACCGACAAGAAAACUUUGGCAUACUUGACAUACAAGCUGGUUUCGUGUAUGCUGAUAAGGCCUGUCGUUUUGCCCUUCAUAAAGCUCAGAGUUUGGGGGUCCAGGCAAUCUUGGGAGGCGCCAAAGGCACAUUCGCAGGUCUCGUUCAUGACACAAAUUCGAAAAUUAAUGGAAUCCGAACCGCAGAUGGUAUAGUCCACGGUGCUGAAGUGGCCAUUAUGGCAUGUGGUGGAUGGACGCCCACGUUAGUUCCGCAGCUUGACAACCUCUGCGAGACAACGGCUGGGAGUGUAUGCAUUUUUCAACUGCCGAAAGGUUCACCUCUGUGGGAUGGUUUGGCCCCUGAGAACUUCCCUACAUGGACUUACAACAUCUUCUCCGGUGAGAAAGGAGGCCUCUAUGGAUUCGCUCGAGAUGCAAAUGGGGCAGUCAAGAUUGGUUAUCGCGGGACCAAGUUUACCAAUCCGCAGACACAAGCCGACGGCGCUGCGAGGAGUAUCCCUACCACGCGCUGGACGCGGCAGCCGACCCGGAAAAUCCCAGCGACGGCGGCUAAUGUGAUUAAAGACUUUGUUCAGAAGUUCCUGCCGGAGCUCAUGCAGUAUGAGACCAAGACCCGGCUAUGCUGGUACUCUGAUACGUUUGACAACCACUUUGUUAUCGAUUUUGUACCUGGAUACCAGGGGCUGAUGGUGGCAACGGGCGGAAGCGGUCAUGGCUUCAAGUUCCUGCCUACCCUUGGAAAACAUGUUGUGGACCUCUUGGAGGGCAGAAAGAAUGAUUAUCUUCAUCACUGGAAGUGGAGGAGCCCCGAGCCUGGCAAGAAGCCGUAUAACAGCAUCAUGGAAGGCAUCACUAGUGAUAGAUCCCUUCAUGUCCAGUUACUUACUGCUGAAGACAGUCUUACAAUUAGGCAGAGUCACUUGUAA
Molecule: messenger RNA, 1434 nt
Organism: Clonostachys byssicola
Lineage: Eukaryota; Fungi; Ascomycota; Sordariomycetes; Hypocreales; Bionectriaceae
Source: the annotation of a GenBank genome assembly